AUGUCUCCAGUCUUACCUGCUUUCUUCUAUCUUGGGCUGUGUGUACUGCAAGCGAUGCAAGCACAGAGUGGCCCAUUCCCUAAGCCUUCACUCUGGGCUGAGCCCAGUUCCCUGGUGGCCCUGGAGCAGUCAGUCACUCUGAGGUGCCAGGGGCCUCCGGUUGUGGAUUUAUAUCGCCUGGAGAAACUGAAAUCUCAGAAAUAUGAAGAUCAAAACUUUCUCUUCAUUAAGAGCAUGCAAAUAAACCAUGCUGGACGCUACCGCUGCUCAUAUCAGAAUGGGAGUCACUGGUCUCCCCCAAGCGACCACCUUGAGCUAAUAGCUACAGGCGUUUAUGGCAAGCCCACCCUCUCAGCUUCUCCGAGCUCAGCAGUUCCUCCAGGCAGGAACGUGACUCUGAAGUGCCGGACUAAACAUGGUUUUGAUCAAUUUGCUCUACACAAAGACCAGGAUACUGGGCUUUAUAAGAAACAUGAGAGAUGGUACCAGGCUAAUUUCCCCAUCAUCAAAGUGACUGCUGCUCACAGUGGGACUUACCGGUGUUACAGCUUUUCCAGCUCAUCUCCAUACCUGUGGUCAGCCCCCAGUGACCCCCUGGUGCUUGUGGUUACAGGACCCUCUGCCACUCCCAGUCAGGUACCCACAGAGGUACCAUCUCCCACAACAGAAUCCCCCAGGAGAUCUUCUAUCUUACCCUCAACCAAGGUAUCUACAGCUGAGAAGUCUAUGAAUAUCACUGUCUCUCCAGAGGGGUGAAGUCCUUUAUUUGGGUUUUCCCACCAGCACUAUGCCAACGGGAAUCUGGUCCGGAUAUGCCUUGGUGCCAUGAUUAUAAUAUUCCUAAUGGGGCUUCUGGCGGAGGAUUGGCACAGUCGGAAGAAACGUCCACCACCCAGAAUCAGAGCUGUGCAAAGACCACUCCCACCCCUCCCACUGGCCUAGAAAUAACAUGACUUGUAGGAUAGAGGUUGAUCAGAUGAUCAUAACCAUGGGCACCACCAUUAGAACCUCAGACACGGAUAUAAACAAAAAUGGGUAGGUUUUAUAAAGAAUGUGUAUGGAGAAUGACUCAGUUAACAAGGUAGGAUGGAGGGCCAUACACCUUCUAGGUGUUCAAUAAAACAGUGGAGCCAAUGUCUUCUUUGCUCUAAGAAUUUGUUAUGUUAUGGGAAAAUUUAGGGAAGGUCUAUCUUUUUUAUAUCUUGCACAUUGUAGACCUCAUAAUAGACUUCUGUAAUGGCAUUUCUUC
Molecule: messenger RNA, 1249 nt
Organism: Alexandromys fortis (reed vole)
Lineage: Eukaryota; Metazoa; Chordata; Mammalia; Rodentia; Cricetidae
Gene: Gp6
Product: glycoprotein VI platelet
Exons: 9
Source: RefSeq, a predicted model, not a curated record